AAAGAAAAAACAAAAACAUGUAUUGUGCAGCAAGAAAGAAAAGUUUGGAGUGGGCGUAGUCCCUGUUUUAAACCGCCCACUGUGUCAUAGAGAUACAGGUGGCGUAUUCCACGCAGCCCCAAAAAAGCCAACAAUUUUCAUUUUUUUUUAUUCAAAGAGGAUGUACUGAACUCACCUCCAUAAAUUCCUCAAGAUCACAAUAUCAUCUCUGAAAACCCAAGGAAAUCAAUUCAAUUUCCAAUGGCAGAUUCCUCUAAUUCUGUUUUUGCUCAUGUUGUUCGUGCUCCUGAAGAUCCCAUCUUGGGGGUUACAGUUGCUUAUAACAAAGAUACCAGCCCAGUGACAGUGAAUUUGGGUGUUGGCGCAUAUCGAACUGAGGAAGGAAAGCCCCUUGUCCUCAAUGUGGUGAGACGAGCUGAACAAAUGCUUGUCAAUGACACGUCUCGGGUGAAGGAAUAUCUCUCAAUUACUGGACUAGCGGAUUUUAACAAACUGAGUGCCAAGCUUAUAUUUGGUGCUGACAGCCCUUCCAUUCAAGAGAAUAGGGUGACCACUGUUCAGUGCUUGUCGGGCACAGGUUCUUUGAGGGUUGGUGCUGAGUUUCUGGCUAGGCAUUAUCAUGAACAUACUAUAUAUAUACCACAGCCAACAUGGGGAAACCAUCCUAAGGUUUUCACUUUAGCUGGGCUUUCAGUAAAAUAUUAUCGUUACUAUGACCCAGCAACACGAGGCCUGGAUUUUCAAGGAUUAUUGGAUGAUCUUACUGCUGCACCAGCUGGUGCAAUAGUUCUUCUCCAUGCUUGUGCUCAUAACCCAACAGGCGUUGAUCCAACAAUUGACCAGUGGGAGAAAAUCAGGCAGUUGAUGAGGUCCAAGGGGUUGUUACCUUUCUUUGACAGUGCUUAUCAGGGUUUUGCCAGUGGAAACCUAGAUGCAGAUGCACAAUCUGUUCGCAUGUUUGUGGCUGAUGGUGGUGAAUGUCUUGCAGCUCAGAGUUAUGCCAAAAACAUGGGACUGUAUGGAGAGCGUGUCGGUGCCCUUAGCAUUGUUUGCAAAGAUAGCGAUGUUGCAAGCAAAGUCGAAAGCCAGCUAAAGAUGGUUAUAAGGCCAAUGUACUCAAAUCCACCAAUUCAUGGUGCGUCUAUUGUUGCUACUAUACUCAAGGACAGAAAAAUGUACGACGAAUGGACAGUUGAGCUGAAAGCAAUGGCCGACCGAAUUAUUAGCAUGCGCCAGCUUCUCUUUGAUGCCAUGCAAGCUCGAGGUACACCAGGUGAUUGGAGUCAUAUCAUCAAGCAAAUUGGAAUGUUUACUUUCACAGGAUUGAAUGCUGAGCAAGUCUCGUUCAUGACUAGAGAGUAUCAUAUUUACAUGACAUCUGAUGGGAGAAUUAGCAUGGCAGGUCUUAGUUCUCGGACAGUUCCUCAUCUUGCUGACGCCAUGCAUGCUGCUGUUACUAGGGCGGCCUAGAUUAGUAGUUGCACUCGAGCAGUUUUAUUGAUAUUGAAUGUAUUUUCCAUGAUCGCCUCCGUACCCUUUGAUGUUAAAUAAGACUUAUGUGACUAUGUACACACAAUAUUUGGAUGUCGGGUUUGGAAAUCUCAUUAUAAAGGGAUUUGAUGAGGUAUUCUGCGCA
Molecule: messenger RNA, 1636 nt
Organism: Solanum dulcamara
Lineage: Eukaryota; Viridiplantae; Streptophyta; Magnoliopsida; Solanales; Solanaceae
Product: aspartate aminotransferase, cytoplasmic
Exons: 12
Coding region: 241-1470 (409 amino acids)
Biological process (GO): amino acid metabolic process; biosynthetic process
Cellular component (GO): mitochondrion
Molecular function (GO): L-aspartate:2-oxoglutarate transaminase activity; pyridoxal phosphate binding
Source: RefSeq, a predicted model, not a curated record